Penaeus vannamei (Pacific white shrimp) is the source of this 2244-nucleotide messenger RNA. RefSeq names its product THAP domain-containing protein 2. Gene Ontology annotation, molecular function: sequence-specific DNA binding. Lineage: Eukaryota; Metazoa; Arthropoda; Malacostraca; Decapoda; Penaeidae. The record is from RefSeq and is a predicted model, not a curated record.
UUGUUUUGGUCGUUGAGCGUGUGGUUUGUAGUUCAUUUUUAGUUUCAAAGAGACAUUUAACCUUGCAAAUAUUAUUCAUUGUUACAGUUAUGUACAUUGUAGCAUGCGCGAAUUUGUUGUUUUCAAUUGUACGUGAUAUAAAUGAGUUUUGGUAACUGGUAACGAAGUGAGGCACGUUUUGAUGACUGGUAGCGAAGUGAGGCACGUUUUGGUAUCUGGCUACGAAGUGAGGCACCCCUCUGACCUUGAGUCCCUAUUACACCCAAGGUCUAAAUGAGUAAGACCUUGUCACAAAACUACCCAAAUUCGCCUGUCUCGCGCAUGACGUCACUUGGGGGUAAAGCCUGGGGACUCAUUGUUAACCAUAGGGUCACUCUUGGAUGGAAUGUAGAACCAUAGAGGUCUACUUCUUUCCUGUUUGGGCUGGCUUGACUGACUGGAAACCCGCAAAGCCGCAAUGCCACGUAACUGUGCAGUGGUUGGAUGUAGAAGUGGGAACCUCUCUAGGGAUAUUCUAUACCACCGAUUUCCAAAGGAGGAGGGAGCAAGGAAAGAGUGGGCCAUUUUAAGUGGAAAGAAAAAGGUGAACUGUGAAACUGAAAGAAUUUGCAGUCUGCAUUUUGAAAAAACAGACUAUGAGAGAAGGCUGAAAUAUGAAAUGCUACAUUUGCCAGUUCCUCGAAACAUGAGAAUUCUGAAGAAGGGUGCUAUACCGUCGAAACUUAUUCCACAAGUUAAAGGUGAUGAUCAGCCCUCCGAGGAUGAGAACACAGAAGCUGCCAGAAGAAAAUUGCGUAUAUCACAGAAGGAAACAGAACUUCAGAAAGAGACCCCUACAACAUACAAAAAGAGGAAAGUGUUCAGGAUGUCUGAAGAGGAAAGUGUCUUCGUUGUCGAGGGGAUUGGCACCGACAUCCAAGACGGAACCUGCAAGAAAGAGGUCUCAUCUCGGGUAGAAGACGAUGGUAUGGACUCUCUCGGAGAAAAUCUGACGAUCAAGCAGGAAAUCAUGGACUCUGAAAGGGGAGAAGAUAGUCUCCCUGAAAACAAAGACUGGAAUUUAAGCGAAACAGUGGAGGUCAAGGAGGAAAUCACCAUAAAGGAAGAACAAGUAGAGGUUUUUGACUUCCCUGGAUGCGUUUGACGUUGGGUCUCAUGCUGUAGUGUAGGAACAUUUUGGGCUACACCGACACAGUUUCUACGCACUUCAUUGUACAAUCUGUUUUUGCCUGUUUCAGUGUCCUUAGACUUCAUCAUAAGAAAUGAAGUAUCAACCUAGGUGAUGGGACUAAGAAAGCAUGGAGAGAAUCAUAGGAGAUUUUCAUAGUUAUACCAAAUAACAGUAAAUUGCAGCUCAUGGACUGGUAUUCCAGUGUACCAAUUGCUUUGAGACCAUUUGUCAUAGCAUUCUUCAAAAAAAUUCAUGGCAAUGAAGACUCUGAAUGAAAUAUCUGUGGCUGCAGGUAAUCAGACAAGUUAUGAUGAAAUACAAGCUGAGGGACCUCGCUAGUCCAGAAACUCAACAAAAGUAUGGAUUCACCUUCAUCUCAGUAUACUGUAUUACAUAUAAUCAACAGAAAAGGACAAGUCAUGUGAUAAUUUUUUUAUGGAAAGAGAUUAUUUAUGAAGAAGGAUGUGAUCACAACAAAGAAAUCAAGAAAAGUAUUUGGACUUGUAUUAUGCUGAGACCAGCCAUAGCAGUGCUAUAGCAGUUGCAAUGGAAAUCGGCUGACUUGCCAUGAUCAAUUGUCCAAUUGUUCAAUGAACUACUGUACAACCAAACUUAUUCUCCAUUCAGCUGUUCAUGUAAGCAAAGGUUGCCAGUGUGUGGAGACUGAACAUCUGGAUCAACAUCUUGAAGAACUUUUUCAUAUAAUGCUGUCAGGAAUGUCCUUUUUUCUAGUUUACCAUUCAUUCCAGCCAUAUGAGUCAUAGGAGAGUAUUCCAUCAUAGGACACAGUUUUGAUCCUUCAUAAGCCCAGUAUUGAUAUGAUUGACAGGCAGAGUGGGUUGUAUAGUGACAUCAGAUAGAAAAUUGAUCACUAGGUUUAGAAACAAUUUUGUGAUAAGUCAGUAAAGACGCAUCCACAAGAUUCCUAAGAAAGUUGUAUGGAUAAGGCUCGUGAACAUUUCAUGUUAGUAUAAUAACUGGAAAUAUAGUGAUUUACUUGUUAUUGUUUCAACUUGUGAAGUUGAACAGAAAUAAUGGAUUUUGUUACAUUUGUCAAUAAAUUUAUUGAAAAA